UCAAGCAUUGCAGUGACCUCAGCAGUGGGCUGAAUUGAGCUGGGUGGGAUUUUCAGCCCCGUAUUCCCGAUCGCGUAUUCAAGGAUCACGAUUUAACGGUGUAUGUGACGGAGCGAAUGAGCGUUUAGCCGGUAACGUUACGCGCUGAACGGUGCAGCAUUUGUGUUCGUGUUUGCGUGCAUCUAACGACAGGGAUCAAAUAAACGAGGAAUGUGGGAUUUACAGAAUGCCCAACAGCGUUGGAAAAAGAUUUAAACCCACCAAAUACAUCCCGGUGUCCACUGCCGCCACUCUUCUGGUGGGAUCCACUACUUUAUUCUUCGUUUUCACGUGUCCGUGGUUAACCAAGGCCAUCUCCUCUGUUGUGCCUCUAUACAAUGGCAUCGUCUUCCUAUUUGUGUUGGCCAACUUCAGCAUGGCCACCUUCAUGGAUCCUGGAGUCUUUCCCAGAGCGGAUGAGGACGAAGACAAAGACGAUGAUUUCCGAGCUCCGCUUUAUAAAAACGUGGAGAUAAAGGGAAUUCAGGUGCGGAUGAAGUGGUGUGCCACGUGCCACUUCUACAGACCUCCUCGCUGCUCACACUGCAGCGUGUGUGACAACUGUGUGGAGGAGUUUGACCACCACUGCCCAUGGGUGAACAACUGCAUUGGCCGGAGGAAUUAUCGUUACUUCUUCUUGUUUCUGCUGUCUCUAAGUGUUCACAUGGUGGGCGUGUUUUCCUUUGGCCUGCUGUUCAUCUUACACCACCUUGAGAGGCUGAGUGCGCUCCACACCACUGUGACGUAUCCUUCCAUGAGAAGCAAUUCCCUGUUGGUCUUAAUGAAAAUAAGUAGGAUUCCCCUCUCUCUCUCUCUCUGUUCUCAGGUGACAGGAAAGUUCCGAGGAGGAGUGAAUCCAUUCACUCGGGAUUGCUGUGGUAAUGUGAAACACGUCUUAUGCAGUCCACUUGCUCCUAGGUACAUCGCUGAUCCCAGGAAGAAAAUUCCCAUCACCAUGAACCCACCAUUCAUCCGCCCUGACCUCUCUAACCGACACGUCAGUGAUAAUGGUAUCCACAGUAACAUCCUACGAAGCAAAACCAGUCUGGAUGGUGUGGAUGAUAAAAGUAUAGAUACACAACCACCUCUGCCGCCCAAAGUGGAUCGCUACAACCAGCUCAAGAGUCAACUCACCUCCAGCGAAGAGAGUUCCCUGUCCGGCAAACCCACUAAUCCAUCCACCCCAGCCAUGUACAAAUACCGACCUUCCUUCAGCACCAUGCCUAAAGUGCACUAUCACGCAACCGGAGAGAAGAUUGUAAUGUCUGAGAACGGUAAGCCCUCUGCAGUUUUAGAGGAGAGAGGUCACGAUUACCGCUCUGAGCCGAAUCUGGAUAUGCCGGACUUCCGCAGCACUCCUCUCCACCGAACUUACCAGUCCUCACCUUUCCAGCUGGACUCAUUCAGCACCACUUCUCGCUCAUUCAGUCUCAAACAGGGAGUGAACAGGGCUGACCAGAUGCCACUGGGUGGCAGCAAACCACAAACGGUCACUUCCACCCCUCACAAUGGAGUCUUCUCCCCUGGGACAUUAUCUGGCCGCAAUGGCAGCCUAUCCUAUGAUAGCUUGCUAACCCCCAGCAUUACGUCAUCUGUGGGCGAGUGCGCUGCCCACCCGGGAGUGCCCUCUAUGGGUUUUCAUUCACCUUACUUGCCCACUAAAAUGUGUCAUGUACGAGGGCCCGAGCUUCAAUGGCACGCCGGCACGCCAUCCUAUAGUCCUGUUCACGUAGGAGCGAUGUACGGGCGUCAAUCGCCACUCUCAAGAGACCGAGAUCCCUCGCCCGUCCGCUACGACAACCUCUCCAAAACCAUCAUGGCCUCCAUUCAGGAGAGGAAGGAGCUUGAGGAGAGGGAGAAACUCGUGCAUCGGCACGUGCAAGCACCGGUGGCCUAUGCCAACGAUUCGGGUGUGUUUGACACCUACAGUGGAGCCACCUAUGGACUCCCACCUGGGACGUGCUACCCCGACAGCCCUAGAGGCCCCGGAUCCCGAGAGCCCACCCCUCCUGUGUGCCGCUCUCGGGAUAACUUGAUGGGAGUCGGGGUAGUGGGAUACGCUCCCCGAACACCUGUUCUGCGUUCCUCUGCAUCUUCGCUCACCAGAGUGCCGAGGAUUUCCACUACAUCCCUCCACACUGAUGGAGGCGGUGCGAGCAGGACAGCCGAACACCAAUACCGCUCUCCGGUGCACCAAACGAAUCACUCCCCAACAUCUGUGCCCCGUUCCCCAUCAUAUGCGCAUCAGAAGGUCGCCUUCAUUGGCGCUCUGGAGAGGGCAGACUCACCACAUCUGGGUACAAGAGAGGACCUCGGUCAAGGUAAAGUCAAUGGGCAACUAAAGGGCCAAGCACGUGACUGCCAUCUUGGGACUCCUUCUGGAACUCCCAGCAGACACACCAAUGUCAAAAAGGUCACAGGAGUGGGUGGAACUACAUAUGAGAUUUCCGUUUGACGGACAGCUUGAAGAGCCACUGCCUGUGAGGAAAAGCACUGCCAUGGCAACACCACCUCCACUUGUGCUCAAGACGAUUAAGUUUCUCUUUCUUUUCACAGUUUUUUUUAAAUAAUAGUCAAACCGAUUGAUCAGGAGACAUACAUUAUCUGGUGCAGUUCUGUUGACCCAGUGUAAAAUAUAACAGGAGUGCUUCGUCAAAGAAGCGUUGUAUGUUUUUAAAGUGUCAGCCAUCAGGAUAUAAAUCCCACACCACAGAAAAUUCUGGUUUAAUUGCAUCAAAUGAAAAUGUAAAAUAUAUAUACAGUAAGGGCUGAAAAUGUAGAGUGUCAGUUCAUUUGUUUGUAUAUAAAAGCUCAAAGGUCGCAUAUUGAAUGCAAAUGUGCUCAGUAUGCUGAUCUUCCACA
Messenger RNA from Sinocyclocheilus rhinocerous, 2901 nucleotides. Its product is annotated as probable palmitoyltransferase ZDHHC8. Gene Ontology annotation, molecular function: palmitoyltransferase activity. NCBI's taxonomy places the organism in Eukaryota, Metazoa, Chordata, Actinopteri, Cypriniformes, Cyprinidae. The record is from RefSeq and is a predicted model, not a curated record. The transcript has 11 exons. Bases 227 to 2494 code for a protein of 755 amino acids. Gene Ontology annotation, biological process: protein palmitoylation.